AUGCCACCUCAUCAACAGACAUCAUCUUGGGUGCUAUACGAGUCGGAUGCAAGUAAAGAAACUCCGGAGGUGCCGCCCUCUGCAGAACAACGGAAAUGGCAGGUCGUCUGGAGAAACGUGAUUUUGUUCGCGUUGUUACAUAUAGGUGGCGUGUAUGGCGCUUACCUAUUUCUUUUUAAAGCAAUGUGGGCUACACGAACGUUUGCGGUGUUUCUAUACAUUUGUUCUGGUCUGGGGAUCACCGCAGGCGCUCACAGGCUCUGGGCACACAAAUCCUACAAAGCUCGCUUGCCGCUCCGCAUUUUGCUCACAGUUUUCAACACAAUCGCCUUUCAGGAUUCUGCACUAGACUGGGCGCGGGACCAUAGAAUGCACCAUAAAUAUUCAGAGACAGAUGCAGAUCCACAUAACGCUACCCGAGGCUUCUUCUUCUCACACGUAGGAUGGCUGCUGGUUAGGAAGCAUCCAGAGAUCAAAGCCAAGGGAAACACGAUUGACAUGAGCGAUCUGAAGGCUGAUCCGAUACUGCGAUUCCAGAAAAAACACUACAUGAUCCUGAUGCCAAUAGCCUGUUUCUUAAUGCCAACCUACGUUCCUACACUGUGGGGCGAAACACUAUGGAACGCUUACUUCGUCUGCUCUAUUUUCCGCUACGUAUAUGUACUGAACGUGACCUGGCUGGUAAAUUCUGCUGCUCAUAAAUGGGGCAGCAAGCCUUACGAUAAAAAUAUCAACCCCGUAGAAACUAAACCUGUCUCUUUGGUGGUGUUGGGCGAAGGAUUCCACAAUUAUCACCACGUCUUCCCUUGGGAUUAUAAAACAGCUGAACUUGGAAACUAUUCCUUGAAUAUUACAAAGCUUUUCAUCGAUACUAUGGCGAAGAUCGGAUGGGCUUAUGACCUCAAAACGGUAUCCACUGAAGUUAUUGAAAAAAGAGUUAAGAGGACUGGAGACGGGUCACACGAAGAAUGGGGCUAUGAAGACAUUCAUGGCGUGCAAGAAAAAGUUUGUCAGGAUUAG
This is a messenger RNA of Pieris macdunnoughi, 1020 nucleotides long. The record is from the annotation of a GenBank genome assembly. Lineage: Eukaryota; Metazoa; Arthropoda; Insecta; Lepidoptera; Pieridae.